This is a messenger RNA of Psylliodes chrysocephalus, 3372 nucleotides long. NCBI's taxonomy places the organism in Eukaryota, Metazoa, Arthropoda, Insecta, Coleoptera, Chrysomelidae. The record is from the annotation of a GenBank genome assembly.
UAUUCUUACUAAAAUCUACGCAUCAGUUAAGGUUUUAUCCAUAAAUAGCAUAAUUGUGGAUUUAAAAAUACUCACAAUAAAAUACCUCACAUUGCAUAUAUAGUGGAUAGGUAAUUUUUAAUUUUCUACAAGAGCACCAAAUGAAAAUUGAUCAUUGUCGGUAUCUCAUUUUAGCACAGAACCUGUUACCUCAGUUAUUAAAAAUAUAAACAUUGAUGACUCAGAUUUGCUGGAGGCUGUGUGCUAAAUGAGAGUGUUGAAUGAGUGAAAUGAGUGUGGGAGCCAUGCAGGGGGCGACAGGGGAAAGCCGUUUACGGCAAUUAGAGAUGCUAUUCCUAGGAGGUCCCGUGCUGGCGAAGGAGCAGAGCUUUAGUAUUGAAACUCUCAUAGAUAUACUGCUUGUUCUAUAUGAUGAAUGUUGCAAUUCUAGUUUAAGGAAGGAAAAAACCGUUUCAGAUUUUAUAGAAUUUGUUAAACCUGUAGCCACUUCAGUGAAAACGAUGAGAUUGACGCGAGAUGAUUUCGAGAUAAUCAAAGUGAUAGGUAGAGGUGCUUUUGGCGAGGUGUGUGUUGUUAAAUUUAAGGGCACCGAAAAGGUGUUUGCCAUGAAGAUUCUCAACAAGUGGGAGAUGCUCAAGAGGGCCGAAACGGCCUGCUUUAAGGAGGAACGUGAUGUGCUGGUUUAUGGUGAUAGAAGAUGGAUAACGCAUCUUCACUAUGCGUUUCAGGACGAAUCCAACCUUUACCUAGUGAUGGACUACUACUGCGGCGGGGAUUUGUUGACGCUGCUGAGCAAGUUCGAAGAUCGUCUUCCGGAAGAGAUGGCCCGAUUUUACAUAGCCGAAAUGGUGCUGGCCAUCGAUUCGAUACAUAAUCUUCGGUACGUGCACAGAGACAUCAAGCCUGACAAUGUUCUGUUGGACGCGAACGGGCACAUCAGGUUGGCGGAUUUUGGUAGUUGUUUGAAAUUGAACGAGGACGGUACCGUGCAAUCCAAUGUCGCCGUCGGUACGCCCGAUUAUAUUUCGCCCGAAAUUUUGAGGGCUAUGGAAGAUGGUCAAGGUAGAUACGGACCUGAGUGUGAUUGGUGGUCUUUAGGCGUUUGUAUGUACGAAAUGCUGUUCGGAGAAACGCCGUUUUACGCCGAAAGUCUGGUCGAAACAUACGGAAAAAUAAUGAACCACAAAAAUUGUUUCGAUUUUCCAACGGACGUCGAGGUAUCGGACGCCGCCAAAGAUUUAAUCAAAAAAUUGAUCUGUAGCCAGGAAUUCAGAUUGGGUCAAAACGGCAUGGAAGAUUUUAAGAGCCAUCCUUGGUUCGAAAACGUCGACUGGGACGGCAUCAGAGACAGCACCGCCCCUUACAUACCGGAAGUGUCGAGUCCCACGGACACUUCGAAUUUUGACGUCGAUGACGCAGACAUCCGGUUGUCAGAUGUAUUACCGCCGACUGCCAAUAACGCCUUUACCGGUUUGCAUCUACCUUUCGUGGGAUUUUCCUUUACGCAAGGAAGCUUUAUUUGUGAUUUAAGCAAUUUGACGAUGUACAUAGACUCAGACUUUAUGGAGAAACAGAAUCAACGAAACAGAAGUGAUAUUAUGGAUUUGGCACUAAACCACGAAAAAAAGGAGAAGGAGUGCGAGAAGAAGAUGUCGCCCGACAGCACUCGACGGUUGCAGGACGAAAUUAAUACGCUGACCAAACGGAAUUGCGAGUUAGAAUCGCAACUGAGAAGCUUGGAAGCCAGCAACUCUAGAGAAAUGCAUAUAGACUCGUUGGAUGGUGUUGAUAAUUUAAAAAAUAAGGAAUUAGAAAAAAUAAUUAGGUUAUUAAAGCAAGAGAAGGACGAAAUUUUAAAAGACCGACAAGAUUUGCACGAGAAGCUUAAGUUCCAAGAUUUGGAGUUGAAGGACGCUUUGGCUCAAAAAAAAUUAGCCAUGACCGAAUAUACCGAGGUGUCCGAUAAAUUGGCCGAACUUCGGCAACAGAAACAAAAAUUUUCCAGACAGGUGAGAGACAAAGAAGAAGAAUUAGAAACGGUAAUGCAAAAAGUGGAUUCGUUGCGAAAUGACAUCAGACGCGCCGAAAAAUUAAGGAGAGAGCUCGAAUCGAGAGUGGACGAAGCUCAGGCCGAAGCCACCAAGGAAAGGAAGCUGAGAGAACGAUCGGAAGAAUACUGCCGGCAAAUGCAGGCGGAAUCUGAUAGGCUGAGGGUCAGAAGCGAGCAUGGUCCCAGAGAUCAACAGGACUCUCUACGAUUAAAGGCGGAACUCGAAAAACUAGAGCUACAAUAUAACGAAAGUUUGACGCAACAACAAGCCAGAUACAACAUGGAGUUGUCCUCGCUUAGAGACCAACUUCAUGAAGCGGAAACGCAUAGGGAACUUCUAGAAAGAGAACUCACCGAAUCUAUGAAUCGACUUCAAACCGAACGAUCCAACUUGGAAUCCGAAUACGAUCAACUGAGAAGCAAGCAAGAGGCUUUGGGUCAAUGGGAAUCUCAAUUAUCCGAAAUCAUACAAUGGGUCAGCGACGAAAAGGACGCCAGGGCUUACUUGCAAGCGCUUGCGACCAAAAUGACGGAGGAAUUGGACUAUCUCAAGCACGCAGGCGUAUCGAGCGUGGUUUCCGGCACCGAUAAGAACUGGAGGAACAGGAGAUCUCAAAAGUUGGACAAAAUGGAGCUGUUAAAUUUGCAGAGCUCGCUGCAAAGCGAAAUCCAAGCUAAACAAGCGAUAAGCGAGGAUCUGAGUAAAACCAGGGAAGCCUUACUCGCCGCUCAAAAGGAAUUACGCGAAUUUAGACAACGAAACGAGGCCUUAAACUUAGAUCUAAAACGAAAAGAGAAGCUAUUGAAGGAGCAUCAGAACAGGAUGGACUCUGAAGGAUUCAAUUCUUGGCUGAAACAUCUACCCUUGGUGAUUGGAAUAACUUCGUGCUUCUGGGGAAUUAUGUUGCUCUACAUGCGACUCUAUGGUUGAAAGAGAGACAAGUACAUUGUCGUUUUUUUGGUGGCAUUUUCGAACAUUCUCAUUGACGGUUCAAGUGUAAAUAACGUGUGACAUAGUGUUGUAUAUAUUUUUAUAUAAGCACCCACAUGAAAAAAAAAAUAGUACCAGAAAAUAUGGGAAUCUUAUUAACAAAUCUAAAAAAUGUUGAUGGGUUCCGUUUUUAUGUUUGUAUAGCUUAUGAUUUUUUUUUUUUGUUUUCGAUUAUUGGAUAUAUCUAAAAAAAAAUAGUAAUUUUUUUGAAUUUUUUCGGAUUUUUAAAAUUUUUAUAGUUGUGAUUGGAAAUAAAUUUAAGUUUACUUUAAUGGUUGAUCUCGAAAAAGUAAGUUUCAGCAAUAGUGAUUAUAAUAGGUAGAGAUUUUUU